Molecule: messenger RNA, 588 nt
Organism: Arachis stenosperma
Lineage: Eukaryota; Viridiplantae; Streptophyta; Magnoliopsida; Fabales; Fabaceae
Exons: 1
Coding region: 1-588 (195 amino acids)
Source: RefSeq, a predicted model, not a curated record
AUGCUUCGGUUGGAGCAAAAAUGGAGAAGCCAACUACCUACACAGAAUGGCGGCUCAAAGAGAACCAAGGUUAGUGCAACUAGAGCAUACUCAUCCUCAUCAAAUCCAGAAACACCGUUGGCUGACGAACCCGGUGUGGACUCUCCUGUUCGCCCACAAGGAUCAAAGAAGAGCAAGCAAAAAAGUAAGGAAAAAGCACAAAUGUCUGAAGAUUUUAGCGAAAGAAAAUCAUCGGUUGUCAAAAAAUUAUCUCUCAUGGAAGAUUUUAAGAAUGUUAGAGAAAGGGAACUAAUGGGUAGGAAAAAAGAAAGAGAAGAGGAGAAGGAACAUAGAGCAAAGAUUAUGGCAAUCAAAGAGAAGGAAUUACAAAUUCAAGCGGCAAUGAAAGAACAAGAAUUACAAACUCAGAGGUAUAUUAAAGAAAUGGAGAUAAAAGCAAAAGAAAGGGAGAUGGAAAGGAUAGCCAAGGAAAGGGAAAGGGAGAUGGAUAUGCAAAUACUUAAUGCUGACACGUCUACAAUGAGUGAAAAACGACGAGCUCUUCAUGAGAUUGCAUGUGAGAAAAUAAUCGCCAAGUGGUUUACUUAA